Salvia miltiorrhiza (redroot sage) is the source of this 1010-nucleotide messenger RNA. RefSeq names its product transcription repressor OFP6-like. The coding region runs from base 274 to 780 and encodes 168 amino acids. The transcript has a single exon. Gene Ontology annotation, biological process: negative regulation of DNA-templated transcription. NCBI's taxonomy places the organism in Eukaryota, Viridiplantae, Streptophyta, Magnoliopsida, Lamiales, Lamiaceae. The record is from RefSeq and is a predicted model, not a curated record.
AAUCCAAAUCCCCCACCUAAUCGCCUCAUAAACAUAUGGAUCGUUACACCUUACGCAUAAAUAUUUUAGGAGAAAACAAUUUCACAAAAUCCAGAAAGUAAUGACUGUCAGUUAAUCUACACUUGAGAGGCUGUGAGGUUAGCAGCAAGCGGGCCCCACAAAACCUCACAUGCAGAAUUUAUAUAGAGACACUUGCUCACUCCAAAAACUCCAAACCAUAACACAAAACUCCCCACUUUUUCUCACACACACGCCGCCGCCGCCGCCGCCGCCAUGUCAGCCGGCAAAAAAAGGUACACACUGAGCGCAAUCGGCGUGAACCUGGGGUGCAGCAGCAGCUGCCGCCGCCCGAAGCUCUCCGCCGUCUUCCAGCCGAAGCCGAGGCAGCGCCGCCGCUACUCGUCCUCGAGCUCGUGGGACAACCACACGACGACUACAUUCUCCUCCGCCGUGGACACCCCGUCCUCCGACACGGACUCCGACAUCAGGAGCCUCCGCGCCGUGCAGGGGUUCGGGCGCAUCGGCGGCGCCAGCGUGGCGGUGGAGAAGGACUCCGACGAUCCGUACCUGGAUUUCCGGCAGUCGAUGCUGCAGAUGAUCCUGGAGAAGGAGAUCUAUUCAAAGGAAGAUCUGAAGGAGCUGCUCAACUGCUUCCUGCAGCUCAAUUCGCCUUACUACCAUGGGAUUAUCGUCCGCGCCUUCACCGAGAUCUGGAAUGGGGUGUAUUCCAAUCCCUCCACCUCCUCCCUGCAUGGGAGCUGCAACGCACGUCACUACUAGCUAAUAAUUUGGUGAGUGCUAGGAUUUUAUGUGUUGUGAGAUUAGUAGAGAGAGAAGAGAUUCGGUUUUCACAGCCUUUUUGACAUGACUUUCAGUUAGUGUUCGAAGCUCAAGCAAGUGUAAAUUCUUGGUGGGUUGCCAAAAAUUCUGUGAAAAUUGUAAUCUUUUUUGUGUAAUGUAAUAUCACUAACUAUUAGCUAAAUCCAGUUGUGUUUGCUUGUUUCUUCAAA